GGAGAAUCACAGGGGAGAAUACAUAUAUUAUAAGUUAUAACCUACUUGCUCUAUGGGGAGAAUGAACUAUCAACUAGUACUUCUCAGAAUAAAAAACUAAUUUGAGCCGUAUUAAAAUAAUUUACUAAAAAAUAUUGUACUAUGGAUAAUAUCUGCCGUAUCUGCUUAGAUUCUUUAGAAGGAAAGUAUAAAGUAUCACUUACAGAUACUUUUAAAGGUCUAAGAGUAUUUAAAUAUAUAAAUUACAUAACAAAUAUUGAAAUAAAAGAGAACGAUGGAUUCCCUUUCUCUAUGUGUUUGAAAUGUUAUGACGAAUUUGAGACUGCAGUUAAUUUUAGAGAGAAAUGUAUACAAUCUGAUAAUAAAUUCAGAGAACAUAACAGCCUAUCAAAAAAUGAUAAUACAGUAUGCAUUUUCAAAGAAGAAAGUAAUGACUAUGAAUUGUCGGAAAAUUAUAAUAGUAACAACGAACCAAUGAUAGAUGUAAAACCCUUGCUUAAUUCUAAUGUCUUAGAAUAUGAUACUUAUGAAUGUAUUACUGAAUUUCAAUCAUCUAAUGAGGACGAGGUUUUAACUUGCAACAAGUGUAAUGUUGUUUUUAAAACAGCAACCACCUUGCACAGGCAUCAGGCUAAGAAUAAAUGUGAAGUAACUAGACUUGAAUGUGAUGACUGUGGAGAAGUAUUCAAAAGCAAAUUGAAAAUGGCAGUACAUUGGAAAAAAAUGCACUUGCUAAGUAAACUGAUUUGCCCAAACUGUAAAAAGAAUUUUAAAACAUUUAAAUCAUUGAACAGGCAUAAGUCAAAGAAAAUUUGCCAUAGAAUUGAUGAGGAAUGGGUGCACAUAGAAGGUGUUGGUAAAACUAGAGUAUUUACAUGUAAGGCAUGUUCAUAUUCAACAAAGAAAUCGGGCAAUAUAAUAGUACACGUCCGCAUUCACACUAACGAGCGACCCUACACAUGCUCAAUUUGUCCCAAACGUUUCAAGCAAAUAGCGGCAUUAGGAUUCCACCAGGACUACAAGCAUAAAAAGUCUACACUACCACAGGAAAAGUGUAAAAUAUGCGGUAAAAUAUGUCAGGGCGUGAAGCGGCUCAAGCAACACAUAGCCCGUGUUCACAAUGAGCCAAAAACACAAUGUACUAUAUGCAAGAUGUCUCUCCGGAAGCGAUGUCUUAAAACCCACAUGGCGAGGCACGCCGACCACAAAGACUUUACGUGCGAAGUUUGCGCCCAGUCAUUUUAUACCCACAGUGAACUAAUAACUCACAGGCUAAGAAAACAUUCUGAAGAUAAGAGAUAUACUUGCGACUUGUGUCCAUACAAAACUAGCAAAUCAACAUUAAUGAAUAACCACGCGAACAGGCAUAAAAGUGGGCAGUUAAGCUGUAACAUCUGUUUUGUAUUUGUAAAAGAUAGAGGUAGAUUGUUGAAACAUCAAGAGCUUCAUAUGGAUGGGAAAGUAUUUCAGUGUCCAUACUGUCACUUGAAAUAUUUCACAAAUAAAGCUAAAAGGAAUCAUGUGAAGAUGAAGCAUUCUGAAACUUUGUUACCCAGUAAGGGAGAUAUAGGUACAGCAAGUGAAAAUAAGAGUAGUAUUAAAAUUCAGCUAGACAAGAAAAUUCCAAAUGAUAUUGAGUAAUAAGUAAGUAAUUGUUUAUAGUAUAUAAAUGAUAUGAUAUUUUGUUAUUGGAAUAUAAAAUUAUUGUAAAAAACUA
Colias croceus (clouded yellow) is the source of this 1717-nucleotide messenger RNA. Its product is annotated as zinc finger protein 227-like. Gene Ontology annotation, molecular function: zinc ion binding. Bases 142 to 1641 code for a protein of 499 amino acids. Gene Ontology annotation, cellular component: nucleus. The record is from RefSeq and is a predicted model, not a curated record. NCBI's taxonomy places the organism in Eukaryota, Metazoa, Arthropoda, Insecta, Lepidoptera, Pieridae. The transcript has 2 exons.